Messenger RNA from Humulus lupulus (European hop), 1205 nucleotides. RefSeq lists its product as uncharacterized. The record is from RefSeq and is a predicted model, not a curated record. The coding region runs from base 180 to 1067 and encodes 295 amino acids. Gene Ontology annotation, biological process: shoot system development; root development. NCBI's taxonomy places the organism in Eukaryota, Viridiplantae, Streptophyta, Magnoliopsida, Rosales, Cannabaceae. The transcript has a single exon.
UGAAUCUUGUUGCUAUUUCAUUAAUACUUGGACCAAGUAAGAUGCUUCAUGUCUCCCUCUCAUCUGAUCAUGGUAUAAAGAUGUUGUGCACAAGGCCAAGGUAAACCAAGCCAAAAGUGAGAAACUGAGAACCAAAGUAUUUACAUAUUAUUCUAGUCUUGAAGGCCAAAGAAAACAAAAUGGCUCCCUCCAAAUCUCAGUACCAUAUUCGCUCUAACAGCUUUCCCACCAGACCACACCCUCUCUUGCAGCAAUGCGACGAGCAUUUGUGCCGGUUAGGAGCUGCUGAUGCAACUUCUUCCACUACAGUAAGCCAGAAACUAAGUGGUCUUGAGGACUUGCAUGAUUCUGUUGAGAAGUUGUUCCAACUGCCUCUCACUCAACAAGCCUUUGUCCAAGGCCGCCAAGAGAAAUGGGUUGAUGAACUGGUGGAAGGAUCUUUGAGGAUCUUGGAUAUGUGCAGCGCAGCCAAGGAUGCUGUACUGCACACCAAGGAAUGCGCACGAGAGGUUCAAUCGAUCAUGCGCAGAAGGCGAGGGGCUGAAGUUGGCCUCGUUGGUGAGGUUAGGAAAUACUCGGCCUCCAGGAAAGUGGUGAAAAAGGCGAUCCGUAAGGCCCUGGAGAACAUGAAGGCUGCUGCUAGAUCUGCUUCUUACCCUUCCAACAAAGAAAGUGUUGAAACCAUGGCCUUAAUUAGUGUGUUGAAAGAAGUAGAAGCAGUGACUCUUUCAGUGUUUGAAUCCUUGCUGUGCUUUGUUUCUGGGCCAAAGUCACAAACCAUGAUGAGUGGCUGGUCUUUGGUUUCAAAGCUUGUGUACAAGAAAAAAGUUAGUUGUGAGGAAGAAGAAGCCGAUGUGAACGAAUUUGCAAAGGUGGAUGAAGUGUUGCAGUGUCUCAUGUACCAUGAAACCAGCAAGUCGUCGGAGAACACUUCUCACAUUGAGAAUGUGCAAAACGAGCUGCACAGUCUCGAGUCAUGCGUUCAAGAUUUUGAAGAGAGACUAGAGCGGCUGUUUAGGCGUUUAAUCAAAACUAGGGUUUCCCUUCUCAACAUCCUUAACUAUUAGAAAAGAAAAUCAUGUUAUCCACUAUGGGAAUUCAAAAUUUUAGUGUCCCGGAUAUCUAUUUUCAUGCUAUAUAUUUGUACAUGAUUGCAUAUGUAUAUCUACUUCAAAUGGAGUAAAUUUAAAUAUCUUUUUGCUCAA